This is a messenger RNA of Engraulis encrasicolus (European anchovy), 8101 nucleotides long. RefSeq names its product pleckstrin homology-like domain, family B, member 2a (gene phldb2a). The transcript has 19 exons. NCBI's taxonomy places the organism in Eukaryota, Metazoa, Chordata, Actinopteri, Clupeiformes, Engraulidae. Gene Ontology annotation, cellular component: basal cortex. The coding region runs from base 1004 to 4573 and encodes 1189 amino acids. Gene Ontology annotation, molecular function: protein binding. Gene Ontology annotation, biological process: regulation of microtubule cytoskeleton organization. The record is from RefSeq and is a predicted model, not a curated record.
GGUAGGCUACAUAUAAUUGUCCUCACAUUGAUGACCAUUAUUCACCUUCAUGUUUGCUUGUGCUAUUACUCUUCGUCUGCAUUGAAUCAGAGUAUCAGUUUGUCGUCAGUAGUGAAUCACCAUGUACAGGCCCAUUGCAACCCAUCCCUUCAAGCUGCUCCAAGUUCACCAGCGGCACUUCCCACAGUCAGACUGAGUCACAUUAAGCGUUUGUCGAUAACCAUCUGUAAUGGCAGUUCAGACUUGUUAGUCCAUGGUGCAACUAAGGGAGAAACAGGAAUUACAUCACUUUCACAAUUACUGUAAACUCAUUUUUUUCCCUCCUGAAACGUUCCCAGCGCCGACGUGAAGCGCACAGGCAACGUAUGGUGAUUGAAACCAGAUUGAAAAGGCAUGCCGUUAAGAAAGUUUUUCCCUGGCACCCUGGAAAGUCUCAGAUUCUUCUGCUAGCUUGCUAACUCGUUUUUCCCUCCGGAGUAGAACAACAGACUCGGCUUUUUGUCGGUUUGGCUUGCGGCGUCUUUGCUGUGGAUUUUAUGUUUGAAGUCAAACAGAACGGUUCUCACGUGUUUGCGCGGCAGUAGAUAGCGGUCGUAUUGAUUCUGCUGCAGUGAGUGAGCUAGUCGUUGGGGUCGAUAAAGAGGAGGGGGUUUACUUCCACCGCCCCUAUUCUCUCAGCCCGUCCCCCACACCCUUCUACUUUUUGUGAAGUUGGCGCGUCCCCCAGCCUCCGACCACCCAACCGAUACAGUUCCACUCCAGUGAGGAGAGCCUGGAGUUUGGGGAACAGGGGGAGGAGUACCCGUCUGGAAUCAGGGAGAGAAGCGUCGGUCACCGCGUCUGGUCUGGACGGUCCCCUUUGUCAUGCAAAAAUUCAUUUGAGUCAAGGAGCGACUGUCCAUCAUCUGACUGUGAUCUGAAUGGGACAGCAAACAAAGGGCACACACUGUGUUUGGGUAAAUCGAAUUUCUUCCGCUUCAACCACCCGGAGGAGGCCAGCCUGAUGAAGAGCAUGCUGCCCCAGAAGACUGCAGCGCCGCUGGGCUACAGCUCAGACGGCAGUGUGAAGAUGGAGCACUCCAACGGCGGCGGCGCGUCCGUCGUGGGCCCCGCCAGCGUGCGCGGCGCGCGCUCCAAAGCCGAGCUCCAGGAGCUGCUGGACAGCCUGCAGCGCCGCAAGUCCGCCCUGGAGGCCAGCCUGCGCGCCAGCCUAUCCCCUCCCCCCAGCCCCCUCUCCUCCAAUCACAGCUCCCUGCUGCUGCAGGAGCGUCCGCCCCUCUCCAUCCGCGUGCCCUCCUACAAUACGGGGGGCGGCGCCACCAGCAGCCUCAGCAUGCCGCCGUCCCCUCUCGGCCACACCCACCACGCGCGCAUGCGCCACCAAUCGCAAGACAGCUUGCUGAUGUGUAGCGGUGGCGGUGGUGGCGGCGAGGGGCGGCGCCCUCAGACGGCGGGCUCCCUGCUCUCCAUGUGGUCGCCCAGCGCCGGCUCCUCGGCGUACGGAGGCGGAGGAGGCGAGACGCUGGUGGUGCCGUCUCGCCGAGGAGGUCCCAGCGGGGCGUGCAGCAUGCCGUCGUCCCCGCGCCUCGGACGCCGCCUCUUCGGCUCCUCCCCUCACGGCGGCGCCGACCCCUCCUCCUACAUCGCCGACGCCUCGCCGCGCCAGAGGAAGUACUCCACCGGCUCCCUGAACGGCCUGGGUGGCCCGCACAGCCGCUCCCUGCCCCGCCUCUACCGGCUGGACGGCUCGGGGCCUCAGCCGCAGCCCCCGGCGCUCUCCCUGCCCCCGCCCCGCCGCCCCUCGUCGGCCCGGCCGCGCCGCAGCCUGCCCUCCCUGGAGCGCCCGCCCGACGUGACGGUGACGGCCAGCGUGCCCAGCAGCCCGGCGCGGCGCUCCAGCCUGUCCUCGGUGGGCUCGGCGCCCUGCCUGGACCUGGGCAUGGGGGAGCGGAGGGCCUCGUUCGGGAAGGGGGGCGUGGGGGUCGGCGGCCAGGGCCAGGGGGGAGGCAUGGGGCCCAGGAGGGGCUCGAUCAGCUCGCUGAGUGGCAAAGAGGAGCUGAGGGACUACCACCAGAGGCAGAGGGACGAGAGGCUCCGGGAGCAGGAGGUGGAGAGACUGGAGCGUCAGCGUCUGGAGACCAUCCUGAACCUGUGCUCUGAGCUGGGUAACAGUAGCGUGGCGGAGCAGGAGCCUGCUAACGUGUCCGUGGUGACGGACCUGGAGAAGAUCAAUCGGGAGCUGGAGAAGCUUCAGGUGUCCGACGACGAGUCCGUCUUCUCCGACACGCCAGCCGGUUCCGUGUCGGGAGCGGGUUCCGUAUCGGGGGCCGUGUCGGAGAACGGCUACAGGAGCAAGAGUGCGUGUGACGGACAAAUCACGCAGGUGCGACUGCGCAGACACAGCGGCAGUCACAUGCACGCCCGAGACUCACGGACGCAACAGUCUGCUCUCAGUCUUCACACCAAGGCAUCGGAGAACAUCCAGCUGAAGCAGGAAGUGACGCGUAUCGAGGAGGAGCGCAUCCAGGUGCUGAACAACAUCGAGGAGCUGGAGCAGAAGGUCAAGGACCUGGACAACCAGAUGGAGGAGUCCAUCAGAGAGAUGGAGGUGGAGAAGGCUCUCCUGGAGGGUGAGCAGGACUCUGAGAUGACGCAGCUCCAGCGGGAACGGGAGCUCCUGGAGAAGCUCAACGAGAAGAUGGCCGCCAUGGAGAAGAGCAACGUGGACAACAAGAAGCAGGGCAGAGAGCUGCUGGAGAGUGAGAGGGGGAGAGUGGCGCGCCUGGCUGAGCAGCUCUCUGAGCAGCGUAGUCAGCUGCACUCCUGUCCCGAGGCCCUCAGGGAGACGCUGCAGCAACAGCUCUCCAGGGAUGCGGAGGCCCUGGAUGCGGAGACCAAGCAGUUUGAGGAGCUGGAGUUCCAGCAGCUGGAGAAGGAGGCCAGGCAGGAGGAGGAGGAGAAGGAGGCGCAGGACACGCAGACACAGCCCCUCCUCAGGGAGAUCGCAGAGUACCAGCGCAGCACCGUCACACGCAAGGAGAGACUGUUGACCCUGAAGAAGCAGUGGUCUCAGAUCAACCAGCAGGCCCAGAAGGAGAAGGACACCUUCAUGAAGGAGAAGAACAACCUGCUACUCAUGCUACAGAGGGAGCGUGACAAUCUCGCAGCUCUGGAGAGGAAGUACUCCGAGCUGACUGGUGGGCGGACCUUCCCACUUAACCCCGUUUGCAUAAAGGAGCAUUUCCGCUCCAUGGAGGAGAGGAGGCGGAGUGGUAAGGAGGGCGGUUCCCUCCUGAGUGACACACCCCCUCGUAAGAGAGGCCACACCCCUUACACUAGCUCAACUCUGGGACGCAGCCUCUCGCCAAAGCAGUCCCACACUCCUCUGUCUCAGAGCUCCAGUGUGGGCAGUGUUCUCCAGCGAGGCCUCUCCACUCGAGACCUGGAGACGCGGCGCCUGCUCAAAGGAGGUAACCCCCAAUGGCGUCCGAAAGGGAGCAGUGCAGCAGGACGGUACCACGCUCAGGGUACCUCAGUCAUGGAGGAGGAUGGGGGAGAGCACUGGUUAAUUACUCCCUCCACCAACCUGGCAGGUCACGGUCGGGAGUCGAACCGGCAACCUUUGGGCUACAAGUCUGACGCCCUAACCAUGACUGGCCUUGGUUACAACUACAACACGGGUCACGUGGGUCAGCUGUACAUCAACGAGGAGCGCCAGAGGCUGAGUGAGCUGUGCAGCCGCGCCGUGUCGGAGUCCAACGUCUACCUGGAGCCCUACGGUUACCUGGACAGCAGCAACGGGGGCGGGGCCUACGACAGCCUCAGCCUGGGCAGCUCAGACAGCCUGGACACUAGCAUCUCCGCAUGCUCACCGGACAACAUAUCCAGUGCCAGCACCUCAAACAUGGCGAAGAUGGAGGAGAUGGAGCGUCUGCUGAGAGAGGCCCAGGCGGAGAAAAACAGACUCCUCGAGCACAGGGAGCGAGAGAUUGAGAUGCGGAAGCAGGCCCUGGAAGAGGAGAGGAGGAGGAGAGAAGAGCUGGAGAAACGCCUGCAGGAGGAGACACACAGACGACAGAAACUCAUCGAGAGAGAGGUGAAGCUGCGAGAGAAACAAAGAUCCCAGGCUCGGCCCCUGACGCGCUACCUGCCCCAGCGUAAGGACGACUUUGACCUGCGGGGUCACAUCGAGGCGGCAGGACAUCACCCUGACACCUGCUACCACUUGUCCAUCACUGACAAGACCUGCCGCGGCUUCCUGGUCAAGAUGGGCGGCAAGAUCAAGACCUGGAAGAAGCGCUGGUUCGUCUUCGACCGCAACCGACGCACCCUGGCCUACUUUGCAGAUAAACACGAGACCAAGAUGAAGGGUGUCAUCUACUUCCAGGCCAUUGAGGAGGUCUACUACGAUCACCUGAAGAACGCACACAAGAGUCCCAACCCGUCCCUGACGUUCAGCGUGAAGACGCAGGACCGCGUGUACUACAUGGUGGCCCCCUCAGCCGAGGCCAUGCGCAUCUGGAUGGACGUCAUCGUCACCGGGGCGGAGGGAUACACUCACUUCCUGGUGUGACACGCACACACACCAACACCAACCCCCUCAUCAAGCACUACGAAUGAAGAGAUCAUCUAAACUAAGAAGUGUGACCAAAAGACUGAUUGUGUGUGUGUGUAGGUGUAGGUGUAGGUGUGUUGGUUUACAUCAUCACGUCCUAUGUCUGUGAAGAUUCUCAUUCAUCCAUACAGAUCAUGCUGUCCAAAGAGUUAAGCCAGGAAUAUGCUUGCUGCGUAGAAAGUCAAAGAAUGCACGCACAUCAGUGGCACAGGUGCUGGACCAAACGUAAGAUAACUGAAAAGAAAAUAAAGGUCCGCAACACUGUUAAAUGCUCCCAAAGAUUUAAUGGCACUAAAUCUUUGGGGGCAUUUAACAGUGUUCCGGACCUUUAUUUUCUUUUCAGAUAUGCUUGCUGUGUGCCUUAAAUUACACAUGCAACCGUGUGCGACCGGGCGCAUAUACUUGCUUCAGGACGACCAGAGCACUUUGGCACGAUACUGGAGGUAUCAUCUAGUGCAGAGGUUCCCAAACUUUUUUCUCUGCGCAACCCCCUUGUACAUUUCAAUGUGGUUCGCGCACCCCCUGAGUGAAUAUUUUGGUGUGCUGAUGGCCGCGCAAGUAUGGAUUCACUGCUCAUUCACUGCACAUUAUGCACAGUUGUUUUGGGGAAUCCUCUCUUCCAAUAGUCUUGGAACUAAACUACACUUCAGAUGGACCCUUCCAGCAUAUAAUGCACCAUACUAUUAAAAACUACUUAAUGUUCAUUAAUGCUAGAUAAAAAUUCACAUAUCCACCAUUGCUCUAUUCAGCUCGUGCACCCCCUUAUGGCAGGCCGCGCAUCCCCAGGGGUACACGCACCACAGUUUGGGAAACCCUGAUCUAGUGGGCAGAUAGCCAACGGGGCUCUCAUUAAUGUCUUCCACCAUUGUUUGAUGCUACUCAGCAAAGAAGCUCACAAGAUCGCCACUCACGGUUUUGUCACUAUUGUACUGUAUGUAUGAAUACAUCUGCGUACCUUGUGUCAGGUGUUCUUCCUCGCGCAAAAUUGGCAUAAAAUAUGCAUGGCAAUGCAAUGUGCCCGUGCACAUGUAUCCUGCAGCCAGCAUGUCCCAGGCCUUAGGUUAAAGCAAGUGGGCUUCUUCCUUCUUGGAGUUUGUUCCUCUGAAGAGAUUAUACCUCUCGAGAUCACUAAAUACUUUUCAGAACUCCAGGAAGAAAUCCUUUCGCUUACAUCCUAUAAAUUCUUUGGAUGUGUGGGUGAAUGAGGUUGACAAUGUGUGGCCAGCAUAUCUUAUGUAGCGAUGUAAACCGCAUAUCUAAUAAAUAUUUUCUGAGGUUCAAUAGAGCAAUAGCCAGCCAGCUCGCCAGAACACGACACAUUCCUUUACACCAUUUUUCACAUGCCGUGCACAUAUUACAGAAGAGUUAGAAACUCAGUACAUUUUACAGUGUUAAUUCAACAGCAUGACUGAGUAUUCACAAAGUGUGAAUUUGGCUCUUCAAGUGUUGAAUUAGCACUAAGAACUGCACUCUGUCAUGACAUGGCGUUUGGGUAACGUCUCUUCUCUUGUUAAGGGUACAACAAAAACACGGUGAAAAUAGUUGUAAUUAUUUUGACAACCUUCAGGGGGCAAAAUGUAAACAUAUGAGUUGGUGGGAACAUUGACUCACCACAAGAGCACAUAACACAUGGCCUCCAAUAUGUCCUCAGGUAUGUAUACUAAGUGUUUGCCUUUGUUAUUUGAACGUGGACGUGUGUCUGAAGCUUUGUUCGGACAGGGCCACAUUUUUGUAAAUAUUCAGAGUCUGUCUAAAAGUAAAGAAUGGACAGAAAAUACCCACGCAACACAAGCCAUCAAGGUAGUCCUCUGCAUAUUUGUGUGUGUGUGUGUGUGUGUGUGUGUGUGUCGUGGCGCGCAUGCGUGGGUGUUGUCCGUGAGAGUGUGCACGUCUGUGUGUGAGUGUCGAGUGUAUGUCUGUGUGUGAGUGUCGUGUGUAUGUCUGUGUGUGUAUGUGUGUGCUUUUCCAAGAUGCCUGUGUGCCACGUGCCUUAUCAGCGCUCAGGAUCCCAGUUAUUCAAGAUGGUGAUGUAGGUCAAGAUGUUGACCGCCCCAUCUGACUCAUGCCUUUCAACACUAGAAAACACGCUCUUUUGCCUUAACCGUUGUGCAGCUGUGACUGCGAAUGUAUAAAAAAAGAAACAUUUUCCAAAUGUUGUAUUCUCUCCAGGCUGUGUAAUUGACACAGUGUUUAUAUUUCCAAUGGGUCUCUGAGCAGCAGCUUAGAUGCAUCCCAGAUGUGUGACCUUAUUGUGUCAUUGUGACUGCUUGCUGGGCUCGAGCAGGCUGUGAUACUGAGAUCAUCCAGCAGGGGGGAGUAAUGGUACAGCAUGUCUGACUCUAAUUUGCACACACUAUUACUGAGUACUGUCUAGAGUAGACAGGCUCGGCGGUCUGGUUUAAAGGCAAAACACUAUUACCAGUAUGUCAUAUGUAUGAAUACAUUACACAACUUUGUAAUUAACACUAUACAAUGUGAUUGAACAAGCACUGUUCGUAGCAGAUAUUGUAUGCAUUUUUGCAAAAAAUUGCCAUGUCCUUGUCGUGGGUACACGUUUUGGUUAUCACGUGGUUCUAUAUUCAUUUAUAGUAUUUUGACAGAUAAACACACCGGCACACAUUAUCAAUUUUACUGGAUGAAAUAUGGCGCUCAUAUUAAAUGGCCAACGGCUUGACAAUUCCAGUCAGAUGGUGAAAACGUAACACACAGUAAGCAAGCACACGACCUGAAUUUCUUUUGCUGCUGUGAUGUCAUCCUAUUGUGAUGUCACUAGCCAGAUGUGACGUCAGGUGAGGCACUCAUGUGUGUAGAGAGAGAGGUACUGUAUUCAAAUGACCUCAGGCAUAACCUAUAUACUAGAAGUAUGUCAUAUGCACCAUCACCCUUAUUGUUUCAAGCAGAACACACCAAAUAAUAAGUCAUCUUCACGAUGGUCUUUUUGUUUUUCCUUGUUUUAUAUAAUAUAGUAAACCAUCCAAAAGCAUAUUGCACAGCAUAAUGUAUUAGUUGAUCUUAGAGUUGAUUUUUAUUUUAUUAUACCCUAACAUCGCGUAUUGAUGGGACGGUGUUCUGUGUGUACGGAAUAGUAUAUCAUUGCAAGGAAAGAUUCUGUGUGUCCAUGGUAAAUUUUGCAGUUUCAUUCAGGACCUGGAGAGAGACGAACCAAAUACACUCUAUCUACAGCUGGACUCUCAAAGUGUUGAAUACGUGUUAAAUUAACACUUAAUACAAGGUCAAAUGUCUUUGGUAUUCAGCCUCACUCUUCAAGUGUUGAAUGAACAUUGCAAGUGUUACUGUAUUGACAGGAUUGCGUGAGUGUGAAGGGCAGUGUGCUCCAGUCCAAGCCCACUGAAGUGUGACACGACUGCAGCAGUCUCGCUGGCUGGCUGGCUGGUUGGACACCUCACAUUCAGGUGCUCACUGCUCACUGCUCAGGGUGCCCCCCUCUCUCUCUCCCCUGAUCCAACGGGGCCCAGAGAGCAGACA